CACACCCACUGUAGUAACAGCUUAAUUCUUUCUCAGACUACAGAGAGACUUCCACUCACUCGCCGUGUCAACUGUUAAGUCAGUUCUUCCUUUUGCAUGUCAUCAUGCGUUGGACUCUAGCUGGAUGCUUUGGAUUUGUGUUGAUAAGUAUAUCAGUCGCCCUGAAGAUCAGCCAGAAACCCAGGUUCUACGGAUUAAGACCUCAAAAGAAAGUGCCUAUUUACUGCCAAGUCUCACCGAAAGAUCUGAAAGGCACAGUGGAGUGGUACAAAGCUGACAAAUAUGGCGCAGACAAGAAUAAGAUUGUGCAUAAUGAAAGGAUUCGGUUUGAAAGUCAACUUAUGAUCCAAAACGCUUUCCUUUACUUCAUGGAGCUCAAAGUAGAGGACAGAGGAGUGUAUUACUGCUCAGUAAAUGACACUUUUGGCCCUGGAACUGAAGUACAAGUAGUCAGGCCCUAUGACCCUGUCAAAGCCCAGUACAGAAGCCAGAUGAAGGAUGGCCUUAUUGUCCUGCAGGGCCUGCUAUUGGGUGUUUGUAUCGGUGCUUAUCUGCUGCGUAGACAAAAUCUGGUGAAAGAUAACGACAGCUUAUAUGAAGAGCCUGAAGCUGACCACAUCUAUGAGGGGUUGGCCAUUGAGGCAUGUGGAGGAGGUCUGUAUGAAGAUCUCACGGCGUACGCUCGGGCUGAAGGAGCCGAGGCCCCAUGGGAGUGAAACCGACAUUUCCUGCUGCCCCAUUGAUAUGGAGUACAUAUUCAUCAUUUUCAGUUGUGCAGUGAAAAGCAGACAGACAAGCCUCCUGUCGGGUGUGAAUAUAUCUGUGUUUUACAGAGAAUGGUGCCGUUUUUGUCAUAUGCUUAAACAGUUUACUUCUACAUUUUCCAGCAUUUGCCCAACAAAAUAACAGCAGCUGACAGUUGUGACCCAGCAGGACAGAAAUAUCACUGCUAACUAAAUUUAAAGGACAUCAACACAAUUCAAACAACAACAAAGAACCUUCAUUGGUGGUAGUUGUAUGAAUGCAUGAAUUGUGUCUCAGGGUAGGUUUGUAAAUGUUAUGGGGCUUUUUUUUAAUCGGAACAGUAGAGUCAUUAUCUUCAAGUUUGAUCCGUCUUAUCAUUUCAGAUUCUGGAUUAGGAAUGACCAAAUGAUUCUUUACAAAACAGUAAUACAGUCUUUUAAUUAAUGACACUGUAAUCUCAGGUAGCAUGCUUUUGGCUGAUUUUUGCAUUGAUAAUUUUAUACGUUUUAGUGUUUGUGAAAGAAAUUGUUUGCUCUAACAUCUGAAAUUUCUGCAGAUUUUAUUUAAAUUUUUUUUGGGUGCUUUAUAUAAUUAUUUGAUCAACUUUGUUGUAUCUCAUUUUGUUACCAUUUUGUCACAUGAUAGCAGCAUAGAACUGCUCUCCAUUAGGAAUUUAGCGAGGCUGACUUCAUGUAAAACAUCUGUGUUUAAGAAAAAACAGAUUUCAGGUUGCUUCAUAGGGUGAUUUUUAUUGUUUUUAAAUCAAAUAUUGUUUUUAAAUAAAAUACUGUAUAUAUAUAAAAAAAUUCGUGUCUCAGAAUAUAUUUGAUAGUCAAUUCCAUGUUCUUUAAUACAAAAAUAAUAAAUAAGCAAUUAAAUAAACAGAUCGUUGUUGGAAAAGCUGAGGUUUCAGUUAGAGAUGAACAGAGAAGAAACCAAAUGGUCCGCUCUGAUUAGAUGGAGUUUGAUUUCCCUCCUGAUCAACUCCCAGGCUUCAGCACUGUGGCCCUGUGG
Messenger RNA from Xiphophorus couchianus (Monterrey platyfish), 1758 nucleotides. It is a transcript of the gene cd79b, whose product is annotated as CD79b molecule, immunoglobulin-associated beta. The transcript is spliced from 5 exons. The record is from RefSeq and is a predicted model, not a curated record. Bases 105 to 716 code for a protein of 203 amino acids. Gene Ontology annotation, biological process: B cell differentiation; B cell receptor signaling pathway. Lineage: Eukaryota; Metazoa; Chordata; Actinopteri; Cyprinodontiformes; Poeciliidae. Gene Ontology annotation, cellular component: B cell receptor complex; external side of plasma membrane.